Messenger RNA from Abrus precatorius (Indian licorice), 387 nucleotides. RefSeq lists its product as uncharacterized. The transcript has 2 exons. Bases 1 to 387 code for a protein of 128 amino acids. NCBI's taxonomy places the organism in Eukaryota, Viridiplantae, Streptophyta, Magnoliopsida, Fabales, Fabaceae. The record is from RefSeq and is a predicted model, not a curated record.
AUGGCUAAGAGAUUUUCCUCUAUUGUGUCAUACAAAGAUUUGAUCAAACACCUCCAAACAACAACUUCUAAAGCUGCUAUAGUUAGUAGCUAUAGAUUAAUGUGCUUCUCAAAUGCAAAAGCUCAUGUGCAUACUCAAGGUGGUGAUUCAUUUGUAGGAGUAGCAGCAACAGAAGGUGCAGUGAAAGCAACAGAGGUGCUGGGAAGUGUGGGAGAAAAGGCUAAGGAGACAGUGGACACUGCUAAGGAUGCAGCAAAGAAGACUGUAGAAUUGGUCACUGAGACAACCAUGGCAGAGGCUGAUACCAACGUUGUGGACACAGUUGAGUACAGAUGUUCCGAAGAUAUGAGGGGGCAACUUGGAGAUGGUUACGAUAGUUAUAAUUAA